Molecule: messenger RNA, 222 nt
Organism: Podospora pseudopauciseta
Lineage: Eukaryota; Fungi; Ascomycota; Sordariomycetes; Sordariales; Podosporaceae
Exons: 2
Coding region: 1-222 (73 amino acids)
Source: RefSeq, a predicted model, not a curated record
AUGCCUUGCGAUGACCUCGUACUAGCGCGGUGGACAUUGGCAAAGGGUCUCUUGGAGCAAUGCCUAACCCCUGGCGACAUUCAACUCAUCCGGGGACUUGAUCGGGAGCGUACGGCAGACCGUGCAGUUCCGAGUAACACCCAGGGUUCAUCACUGUCAGAAGAGGAUUCGACUGGAAUUUUGCUGCAGUGGACUGAGUCUGCGCUUCACCUCGAGCAGUGA